Molecule: messenger RNA, 2790 nt
Organism: Durusdinium trenchii
Lineage: Eukaryota; Dinophyceae; Suessiales; Symbiodiniaceae
Source: the annotation of a GenBank genome assembly
AUGAUCAGCAGGAUUGUCAAACAGAAUGUGGAUAGCAAGGUGCAGCCGGUGAGCAGCCUGCAAUGGGCUAGCAUCUUAGCUUGCCUAGGCAAUUGUACUACGAUGGACCAAGCUGUUUCCCGCUAUAAUGGACACCCCGAAGUACAAGCUUUUGAAGGUCAAGGUUCUGGAUCGAUCAGCCUGGACGGCAGGAAACGGCAGGCGGUCAAGAAUUUCUUUGAGAAGACAGCGUCAGGCGCUUUCGACGUGCUUUUGACGAGUACACACGACGUAUCAUGGUCCCUUGGACCAUUUGGUGAGGUGUUUGGCACCUACAACUUCGUUUUCCUGGGGUCAUCAAUGCCCUUCGAAUCAGCCCCGCCAAUGGAGGAGGAGACGCCCCAGCCACUGCCAAAUGAGGCGAGUGUGUCGAUUGACUGGACAUUGCCGAUGACAGAGUCUGCGCAAGCACUGCUGUUCAAACGUGUUUUGUCGCAUUGGAACAGAACUACCUCGAGCUUUCCAGUGAACAUGAAGAAGAAAUACAGAUUGUCAGCAGACGAAUUGCAGAAGACACGAAACACGGUGGUGUUGUUUGACCAACUGCUCCCUCACUUGCAAGUUCGCAUGACUCCAGAGAAUGUCAAGAGCUGGCAAGAGGAUAUAGCUGCCAAUUCCAAAAGAGAUGCCGACCUGCAGUUUCUAUUCAAUACAAGACCAUCAAGGUUCUCGCUCUCCAUGUUCCCCUCUGAGCAGGAGGUUGCAAAGAAGGACCUUUGGGACAUGGAGCAGAAGAAGGUUGAAGCGAAGGAAGAGCAGCAGGCAGAGGUUGAUGCUGCUCAGUGGAACUUUUUCAAAGGGGCGCUGAAGCGUGAUCACGACAAGGUGGAGCAAGCGCAAGACGCUCCGAGGCUGGUGAAGCGAAAGCUUCAUUCCAAGCAGGUUUCUCAUCGAUCUAAGUUGGCUGCUGAGGGUGAUGCUGCUUGCAAGGGGUAUCAGGACUGGCAUGCCCAAAAGACAUGUGUUUGUUCCUUGAUUGGAAACAACAAAGCAGCCCCAAACAAAACCAGCUUUUCUGAGGCUGACCUGACCAAGACGAGCCCAGACGAAGUUCACAUCAUUGGGUUUGUGGACUACAAUGUUCCAGGCGCCAGGUUGGCGUCGAAGGUUGACAUCCUGAGCCAGGGAGUUGGACUCUGCAACGACAUGGGCAACAGCUCACAGAACGCUACGAUGUUGUUGAUGCCAGACUUGGCCAAGGACAGCAGCCUUCGGGGCCUGUGGGAUGAAGAACGGCAGAUAGUUGAGUCGAUGUUUGCUCAAAAGCAAGAUUGCGCGUGCCAGUUUGUGGAUCUGUUCACAAAAGACGCAAGGGGAGAGGCUCGCUCCAGCAUGCGGCGAUGGGCAGCAGGCCGCUUGGUUGUCUCUGCCGAGAGCAAGGAUGACAACAAGUGGCUGGACAGUGAACUGGCAGUGUGCGGCCGCCCUGUAGGCAGGGCAGAGCAGGAUCAGGGUGCUCCGUGUUCUGUUUUACCUCGGGCAAGUUCACUCUUACUGCCCGAGGCCAGUUCACCCGAUCAAGAUCUCAAGCUGGCAGAUCGUUUGCGACCUUCGCCAGAGCAAACAGCUGCGCAGAAAGGAGUUGCCAGGCUCCAACUUCUGCUCGAAUCACUGUUUAGGCACUCCAAGGUCAAGGCCCCUGUGAUCAUGGUCAACCUUACAGGUUAUGUCGAGGAGAUGGCGGCUUGUGUCCCUAAGCGGACGCUGGCCGGAGACGGAGGAGGCUUCGAUUUCCAGAACUUGUUCUACUUGAGUCUACAUACUUUGGACUCCAGGUCAGGCCUGCAGUAUGCUAAAGCCCGGGUGUAUCGCGAGUUGCUAGAUGCCUGGUUGGGGAAGAAGUUGAGCUUCAACGGGAAAAAGUUCCAAGAUGUUGAUGUAUCCUUGACGGAGCAGGAGCUCAAUGACAUUCCAGGAGCUUCCUGUGUGAAGUCAGUGGAUGCAAUGGCCCUUGAGGUCCUGCAGCGGGAGGGCACGAAACUGGUCAUUCACCCAGACCAAGUUCGCAUGUGGCAAUCGAAAGGACCCAAGUUUGCAGACGAGUUCAACGAGUUGCGCAGGUUGCAUGCUGAAAAGUACGAGGGUUUGCUUGCUGACCUGAUUCAGCAGUCUUCUGGCACUGGCUCUCAGGUGGUACCGACAGAGGAGGGCAAUGAGGAGGAGACUCCCGAGCGCAACGAGCCUGAGCCUACCCUCACCACUUUUGAGAGCUUGGACAAGCUUGCUGCAGUUGAUCCAGUGGCGUGCAAGUGCGCUUCCGAGAUUGCAGGUGUGGAGUUGAUCAGAACCACAUCCAAGAAGAUUUUCCUGUUUUCAGAGAAGCAGAAGGCGAUUCCACGUCAUGCUAUCAUUGGAGGAUUUGGGACUGGCAAGUACGUCCCUGAGGAUGAGGAGGGCCUUGGAUUGAAGUUCGAGUGGAAGUUGGGGGACAAGACGCUCGUUCAGGUUGACCACUCAUCAAUAACACCUGAGUCCACCAACUUGGAGGUGAUGACGAUGUACCGGUUCCUCACCUAUUUGGAAAGAGUGAAGCGCAUCGUGGAAUACAAAGUGUCCUACACGGAUUGCGCAAGAGACUCUAGCAAUUCAGGUGAUGGCUUCAGCAUUUGCAUCAAAACCCCUCACAAGUACAAGAUUUUGCCUGGCGCCAGCGAGAAGACUUCGUCAAAAAGUUUUUUGGAAAGUCCAUGGAUGAACUUGAGAAGAGCCCUACCCUCAGCAAAGUGUUCAGAUUCAGAUAUGAGCGUGUGA